Molecule: messenger RNA, 1465 nt
Organism: Galendromus occidentalis (western predatory mite)
Lineage: Eukaryota; Metazoa; Arthropoda; Arachnida; Mesostigmata; Phytoseiidae
Product: adiponectin receptor protein-like
Exons: 1
Coding region: 1-1131 (376 amino acids)
Biological process (GO): adiponectin-activated signaling pathway
Cellular component (GO): plasma membrane
Molecular function (GO): signaling receptor activity
Source: RefSeq, a predicted model, not a curated record
AUGGAGGAGCUAUCGUGCGCCGACUGGAUCAUCCUCGACACGAAAUUGACAGCAAGUGGAUUUUCCGUGCCUGUGAUACCCGAUAUCAUAAAACAAGCGAUCGAUGAAGAUCUCGUCGCGCGGUGUAGAAAGAAAAUCGCCGCGGAGAUACAGGAUAAAUUCAUCGAUUGCCAACAACAGCAUCUCCAACACAAUAGUGCAACUUUGAAGAAAAACGAGGCGAUAUGUCAGGUCUCCGAAUCAACUCAUAUAGAGCCGGACAAAGAAGGCUUCUGGGAGGUAUGCCAUUACUCGGUGCUACCUCACUGGCUUCAAGACAAUGACUUUUUGCUCAACGGCCACCGGCCACCACUGAGAUCGUUCAAGCUGUGCUUCAACUCUCUCUUCCGGAUCCACACGGAGACUGUAAACAUCUGGUCUCAUCUGAUAGGAGCCUUCAUGUUCGCGUGUACCGCGUUCUCGUUCCUGGCGACGGAACGGUUAGAGCUCGCCGAGUAUGUGGCUUUCGCCGCCUUCUUCCUAGGAGUAUUCACUUGUUUUUUCAUUUCAACCCUGUACCACACGAUGCACUGUCAUUCGAUGGAGGUUAGCCAAGUGUUUAGCAGGCUGGAUUACUGUGGAAUCGUCAGCAUCAUCGCGGGUUGCUUCACCCCCUGGAUACACUACCUGUUCUGGUGUUCGCCUAUGAGCAAAAUCGUCUACAUGGCGGUCGCCUACAGUCUGUGCGUUCUGACGGUCAAUCUGACCAUGUGGGAGAAGUUCGGACAGUCACAGUUCCGUGUGCUGAGAGCCUCGAUUUUCACCGGUCUCGGUUUGAGCUGCUCAAUCUUCCCUGGAACCCAUUUCGUGCUCAUCCAUGGUCUAUACGCCGCGUUCGUGGAUCUGGCAUUCGGUUGGUUGUUCACCAUGUUCGCGGUGGCUAUGUUCGGAGUAGCGUUGUACGCGAUGCGAGUUCCGGAGCGUUUCAUGCCGGGGAAGUUCGACGUCUGGUGUCACUCGCAUCAAUUCUUCCAUGUGGCCGUCAUCGUCGGAGCGUACGUUCAUCUGCAUUGCCUCUGCCAGAUGGCUAGAUUCCGACACGGGGACGGCGAGCUCUGUCCCAGCGAUUACGAUCGAUUCAUGCUAUUUUAAAGAGAUCGCCGUUUUUUUUUUCGUUCGCUCGUCCAUGCCCGCUCAUUCAGCGUAGGGGGUCCAACGAAGUGUGUUUAGACGAGUGUCUCCGUCACGUGGUGAUGAGUAUUCUCUUACUUAGCGGACAGUCGGCUGAUCACGCCGCAAAAAUUCGCUGGGCCGCGAUUUCCCAAGACUUUAUUUCAAGGAAACAAACGCUCUUUUCGUUGAUUUGCAUCUUAUCAGAAACUCGGUCGACCAAAGUCAUUGGAAGUUCGCCGAGUUUCACGGGGCGCGCUUUCCUCGCGAAUGAGUGAAUCGAUCGACAUCGAGAAAAAACAUUCGACAGAGCGAC